CCUUUCUCUGACGCAUACGUGUUGCGACAGCCUGUGCAGGCGGGGCAUAAAAUCUCGCGAGUAGACGCUGGAGUUGGCUUUGAAAAAUGGCGGACGAGGUAGACCAGCAACAAACCACCAAUACUGUAGAAGAGCCCUUGGAUCUCAUCAGACUCAGUCUUGAUGAACGAAUUUAUGUAAAAAUGAGAAAUGACCGAGAACUUCGAGGCAGAUUACAUGCUUAUGACCAGCACUUAAAUAUGAUUUUGGGCGAUGUUGAAGAGACCGUGACAACAAUAGAGAUUGAUGAAGAAACCUACGAAGAAAUUUAUAAAUCCACCAAGAGGAAUAUUCCGAUGCUAUUUGUCCGAGGAGAUGGAGUUGUACUUGUAGCUCCUCCACUGAGAGUUGGCUGAAACCAUGAAAAAUUAUCAUUUGGAAAAUGCUGGACCUUAGGACAUUGGCUUCUGCUCCCUUUAAACAUUAAGAUUCUGCCCGUAUUUUUACAAGGCUAUCCAACCCUCACUAUGUUGUGAAGGCAUGAGUUCAUUUGGCAAAUAAGUUGAUGUAAGUUUUUUUCUAAGAAUAAUUUAAAUGCAGAUGUCUUGUAUAUCAAAUUAGUGGAUUUAACAUUUUAGUUGCACUUGUGGCCACUGCUCUUUUUUAAAAAUAAAUCUUGUUUGUUGGUU
Rhineura floridana is the source of this 668-nucleotide messenger RNA. It is a transcript of the gene LSM3, whose product is annotated as LSM3 homolog, U6 small nuclear RNA and mRNA degradation associated. Bases 87 to 395 code for a protein of 102 amino acids. Gene Ontology annotation, biological process: mRNA splicing, via spliceosome; P-body assembly. Gene Ontology annotation, cellular component: precatalytic spliceosome; P-body; catalytic step 2 spliceosome. NCBI's taxonomy places the organism in Eukaryota, Metazoa, Chordata, Lepidosauria, Squamata, Rhineuridae. Gene Ontology annotation, molecular function: RNA binding. The transcript has 4 exons. The record is from RefSeq and is a predicted model, not a curated record.